AUGAUCCGAAUGAUGUAUUAUGCGAGAGCCAUCGUGCUCUGCUGGUGGUUCCCCGAACGGAUGAUCCGUUUCCUUCGCAAGAACACCGAACGGCAACUACACGAGCAUCUCCCUUGUGACCCUCAUUUCAAACCCAAAUACAACCCUUGGCAGCAAAGAAUGCGUAUCACUCCCGGUGACUUCUUUGAAUGUCUCCGAAAGGGCAAAGCCUGUGUCGUCACCGACACCAUCGACACGGUGACAGAAACGGGCAUCAAGCUCCACUCUGGAUAUGACCUCGAUGCCGACAUCAUCGUCACUGCGACCGGUCCCAAGGUCCAAUUUGGAGGCGCCGUGAAGAUCUCGGUUGAUGGGGUCCCGACCUACGUGCCCGACGAAUUUAUCUGGCGAGGUGCCAUGUUGCAAGACGUUCUCAAUCUCGUGUUCGUCUUCGACUUAUCCAGCCAAUCUUGGACUCUGGGUGUCGAUGCCACAGCGCAGUUAUGGGUGCGCGUCCUGAAGAAUGUUCGCAGCAAGGGCAUGACCAGCUAUUGCCCCCGCGUGGACGUGAAGGACGGCAUUCGUAAGAAAUUCAUCAUCGACCUGCAAAGUUCGUACACCAAUGCCGCAAAAGGAGGCGAAAUGUCUACCGAAAGGUGGUGA
This is a messenger RNA of Rhinocladiella mackenziei CBS 650.93, 642 nucleotides long. RefSeq lists its product as uncharacterized. The record is from RefSeq and is a predicted model, not a curated record. Lineage: Eukaryota; Fungi; Ascomycota; Eurotiomycetes; Chaetothyriales; Herpotrichiellaceae. The coding region runs from base 1 to 642 and encodes 213 amino acids. The transcript is spliced from 2 exons.